Messenger RNA from Paramecium pentaurelia, 2539 nucleotides. The record is from the annotation of a GenBank genome assembly. Lineage: Eukaryota; Ciliophora; Oligohymenophorea; Peniculida; Parameciidae.
AUGGGAAAUUGCUAGUCCUCUAAUACAGUAGAUGUGUUAUGUAAUCAUAAUAAACCUCAUAUUGCAAUAUGUCUUGGUAAAAUAUGCACAAGAGAUGAAGGAGAUAGAAGAUUAUGCGAAGAAUGUUUGGUUGACCAUAUGUGCAAUGAUCGUAUUACAAUAGAUGAUGGUACAUAGUUAUUAUAUAUUGUAAAGCAAUAAAGUUUGAUAGUUAUGGGAUUUAGGAAAUGGUAGAUAAGUUUGAUAGAGAUUAAAAUUCACCUAAUGCAACUGGUGGAUUAACUUAAACAUUAGCAAAUUUUAAAAAUAAUUUUUUUGAGAGCUUUAAAUCAUAUUAAGGAUAUUAUGAUAUCUAUUUGAAUUAGUAUCUACUAUAAGGAAUACCUGAUGCAGAAGUAUUUGGAGAAGCUGCUAGUUAAAUUGUAGAGGCAUUUGAAAAAAAUGAUUUUGGUUAUAUAUAAAAAUAAGGAUGUCAAAUACUACUAAAUACAUAUAAUAAUCAAUAAUUAAUCAAAUAAAUAGUAGGAAAUUUAGAUUCAGCCUCAAAAAAGAUUUCAAUUUAUUAGAGUUAAAUAGAAUAGAAAUUAAGGAAGUUAUAAGAUUUAUUUUUCAAGGAACUUUUGUUAUUACCAUAAAAUACUAAUUCAAUAAAUAAUGAUUCCAUUUUAAAUAUUGAUCCAAAAACAUAUUCAUAUGAAUUUUCAGCUUAUUUAGCAACUGUAGAUGCUAAUAGAACAAAUGGUUAAUUGAUUUCAUUAAAUUGUAGUGAUCAUAAUCAAAAAAUCUAAGUUAUUUGUUGUGAUAGAUGUCCCAAUAAAGAUAUUAGAUUAUGUGGUUAAUGUUUAAUUACUCAUAAAUGCAAUGCUGGAUAAAGAAUUAAAUUGAAAUCUUUUGGUUAGGAUUAAGCACCAAUAAUUGAGGCAGCUAUGAAAUAUUAAAAGAAAGUUAUUAAAUUAAUUAUAUAUAUAUAGAAAUAAGAGAUAUAGGAUGCUAAAACAAAAGUAAAAGCAAUUUUUGAAGACAUUAUGAGAUAAGCUAUAAAGGAAAUUGAAUUGUUGGGAUAAAAUUGUAAAAGAAUUAUGAGUGAAUCUCAAUUAGAUGGAAUUGAUCCUUAGAUUAAAUAAGAAUUACCAGUUUAUGUCAAUAAAUUAAAACAAGUAAAUAUUUAUAUUUAUUAGUGGUAUUUGCCAAUAGAAGUAUGGUAAGUUUAGAUUAAAGAGGUGUGGCAAUAAUUGCUUAUUUGAUUCAACAUCCUGAAAUUAAAAAUUAAUUAGUUGCUUUCGAUGCAUCUAUAAAUACAGUUUAAUUCUUGAAUAAAUUAGUUAUAUAAUUAGAAAAUGUCUCGAAAAGGUUUUUAUAAAAUGUAUCAUAAGUUGAAGAUAGUAUUAUAUAUUAUAAAUUAUAGUUGCAACAUUUGAAAAGAAACCAAGCUAAAAUAUGGAAUCAUCAUAAGUAAAUCCAACUAAUGUAAUGGCUAAUUAUGGUUCUACUCAUUUGGGAAUGAAUUAAUCUUUAUAAAGAUAACCAUCAGCUAAUUUGAAUUUCAAAACAGAUUAAUCUUUUGAAAAUAAAUUAGAUAGUUGUCCUAUAAUUCGAGUGCUCAAAGAUUUUGGAGAUGAUCAAGAUAAUUAUGUGAGUGAUAUAAUCUUUUUUUAAAAUCAUCUAAUAGUUUCAUCUGUAGAUGGAUAGAUAGUUAUAUAUUAAGGGAUUGGUGAAAAUAAGAUUGGUGAAUAUUAAUUUGAAGGCAAAUGUAAUAGUAUAUGUGGAUUUAUAUAUUAAGGGAAAUUAGCUAUUGCUGCAUGGUAAAUAUGAUUGUUUAUUAAUAUAGUAUUGUUAAUUUUGAAGAAUAGAAUAUUGCAAUUGUUACUUUUGAAUAGACAAUAUCUUUUUAAGGUUAAUUAUAAGGACAUACUGAUCCUAUUUUGAUGAUAAAAUAAUUGAUAAAACCUGAAUAUUUAGUUAGUUGUUCUGGAGAUCAUACUGUUAAGAUUUGGGAUACAUCAUCUAGUGGAUUUUUAGAAAGCAUUAAGGCAAAAACUAUCAAUAAUCAUAAAAAGGCAGUUAGAGAUGUUAUUUUAAUUAAUAGUAAUCAACUUGUAUCUGGAUCAUUUGAUGAGACCAUAUAAAUUUAUGAUAUUAAAUCAGAUAGAAUUAUCUAUGCUAUUCAAUGCGAAGAUUGGAUUUAUUGUGUAUGACUUUAACUUAAGUAUAGUUAUAAAACAUUACAGACAAAGCUUUUGCAGCAGGUACUGGUUCUGGAGAUGUUAGAAUUAUUAGUACAUCUAAUUAUAGUGAAAUGUACAGAAUCAGAAUUGCUCCUCAUUAUAUUAAGAGUAUUAUGGUAUUUUCUAAUCCCAAUUAUUUAUUCUUAUCUUGCAAAAAUAGAGACAAUUAUAUCAUUCGUAUAUAAGAAUAUAGACAAAUUGAUUAUAUUACAAAAACUGAAGAAGUCGAUUUUGUUCCUGAAGGGAUUUGUAUUAUUGACAAUUAUAUCAUAUAUGGAGAAGCGAAUUCAGUUAAAAUUAAACAUGCUAGUUGA